UCCGCUUUCAUUUCUAUAUGUUUCUAAACUCUAAGCCAUAUGUAAUUUACAUAUAUGUUCUAAGCAUAAAAAAGAAGAACAAUUUAUAUAUAACAAAUUUUAAAAAUUAGAGAUGGAUUUACAAUACAAAACAAUUCAUCCUGUGAAAUAUUUACAAGAUCAUCUUGAACAAGGCACUCGGCCGGACGGUAGAAAAUUCUUUUCGUUUAGGCCAGUAAGCGUAAACGUUUCAUCGAUUGUUCAAGCGGACAGUUCAGCGAUAUUUAAAUUGGGUGACACAAGUGUAGUUUGUGGUAUUAAAGCAGAACUAGCAACACCAAGAACAAAUACUCCAGAUCAUGGUUAUAUAGUACCAAAUGUAGAAUUAUCUCCUCUGUGUUCUUCAAAGUUUCGUCCAGGCCCACCGAGCGAACAAGCGCAAGUGCUUUCUAAAUCGAUAGAUAUUAUAUUAAGCCAUUCAAGAGCGCUUGAUUUAAAAGAUCUUUGCAUCUGCAAAAAUAAAUUAGUAUGGGUCUUAUACUGUGAUAUCUUAUGUUUAAAUUACAAUGGCUCAAUUAUAGAUGCGUGUAUUGGAGCAGUGAUUGCAGCUCUUAAAACAUUGACCUUACCUGAAGUAAAUUAUAAUAAUGAAACAGGAAUAAUUGUUGUACAUCCAGAAAAUAAAAAAGCAUUUCCUGUAAGAACACUUCCAGUUUCUGCAUCAUUUGCAAUAUUUGAAAAACAAUUAUUACUAGCUGAUCCUUCAGACGAUGAAGAAGACUUGUCAUCAACAAGAUUUUUUAUUGUGAUGGACAAUGAAGAAGAAAUUUGUUAUAUACAUAAAUCUGGUGGAAUUGCUAUCUCCCAAAAUUUACUUUGCAAAGGAUUAGAAAUGACAAAAAUAAGAGCAAAAUCAAUCAGAUUGGUAAUCAAUGCUGCAAUCUCGACACUAAACGUAAAUAAUAUAGAUAUAGAUUUACAAAAAUAAAACAAUAUGUUUUAUACUGUAUACAUGUAUAUACAUUGUCAUUUUUUAUAUUAUUAAAUGAAGAUACUCAAAAUAUCUGUGAUUAUCAUAUAAA
This is a messenger RNA of Cataglyphis hispanica, 1061 nucleotides long. RefSeq names its product exosome complex component RRP43-like. The transcript has 7 exons. The record is from RefSeq and is a predicted model, not a curated record. The coding region runs from base 113 to 967 and encodes 284 amino acids. Gene Ontology annotation, cellular component: nuclear exosome (RNase complex); cytoplasmic exosome (RNase complex). Gene Ontology annotation, biological process: exonucleolytic trimming to generate mature 3'-end of 5.8S rRNA from tricistronic rRNA transcript (SSU-rRNA, 5.8S rRNA, LSU-rRNA); nuclear mRNA surveillance; U1 snRNA 3'-end processing. Lineage: Eukaryota; Metazoa; Arthropoda; Insecta; Hymenoptera; Formicidae.